This is a messenger RNA of Mytilus californianus (California mussel), 700 nucleotides long. Its product is annotated as fatty acid-binding protein, heart-like. The record is from RefSeq and is a predicted model, not a curated record. NCBI's taxonomy places the organism in Eukaryota, Metazoa, Mollusca, Bivalvia, Mytilida, Mytilidae. Gene Ontology annotation, biological process: fatty acid transport. Gene Ontology annotation, cellular component: nucleus; cytosol. Gene Ontology annotation, molecular function: fatty acid binding. The coding region runs from base 159 to 551 and encodes 130 amino acids. The transcript is spliced from 4 exons.
ACAAACUGACGUUCAAAGGCUGCACAAAGAUUAGCCAAAAAGUCACGUGAAUUAUAAUAUUAGCUAAUCGAAUUGUGUUAUUAAUCAUAGCAAUUGCCGGUAACUUGAAUUGCAGCACGUUAGGAUCGUAGUGUGGUAGAUAUUAAGGACUGGACAAAAUGGCUUUGGUAGGAACAUGGAAAUAUGUGUCUGCAGACAAACUUGAGGAAUAUAUGCAGGCAACUGGUGUACCAGAAAAUCUACGUGAGGUUGCUAGGAAGAACCAACCAACUAUGGAAAUUUCACAGAAUGGCGAUAAUUGGAGUAUAAAGACUAUAGUAGGAGACAAAAUUAAAGACAGUACUUUUACAAUAGGACAGGAAUUUCAAUCUACUUCCCUUAUUGGCCAACCCUUAAAGUGCGUUGUAACAAUGGAUGGAGAUAAAAUGGUGGAAACACAAAAAGAGGGUGCAAAUGAAGUUAUUGUCACACGUUCAGUGUCCGGUGAUGAACUAGUUUCAACGAUGUCAUUUGGAUCAGUAACUGCAACAGUUCGAUUCAAGAAAGCAUAAAUGGUUUCUGACUACGCUCGAAUUUGGCAAGCUUAAAUUAAACCAUGAUGCAGUACCGGCUGUAAAUUAUUCUUGGAUCAACGCAUAAACUUUGUAAUGAGUGCUUACAUAUUGUUUAUUUUAAGAUAAAUGCAUAAUAACAUCUUGUA